Messenger RNA from Malus domestica (apple), 2345 nucleotides. Its product is annotated as probable ethylene response sensor 1. Lineage: Eukaryota; Viridiplantae; Streptophyta; Magnoliopsida; Rosales; Rosaceae. Gene Ontology annotation, cellular component: endoplasmic reticulum. Gene Ontology annotation, molecular function: protein binding; phosphorelay sensor kinase activity; ethylene binding. Gene Ontology annotation, biological process: signal transduction; phosphorylation. The record is from RefSeq and is marked provisional.
CGUCCGUGGCGUUGUUCGUUUGUCCGUGAUGCUUUUUGGCUCUCCUCCUCCUCCCUCCGAGUCUCUGUCUUUCGCCCUCCACUUUACUAUCUUUACUCCUCCUUCCUCCACGUGAAAAAACGCUUCACACUUUCAGAGGCUCAGCCCCUGCAAAAUGGACGAGUCAGAUCACUCCUUCUGAGCUCCCCAGUUGAUCUCUCACCCUCAGUUCGAGCAUCAAGCCUGAUUCAUUGAAAGCUUCAGUUGGAAAAAUGGAGUCCUGUGAUUGCGUAGAUGCACAAUGGCCCCCGGAUGAGUUGCUGGUGAAAUAUCAGUACAUAUCUGAUGUGUUCAUUGCCCUUGCCUAUUUCUCCAUUCCCUUGGAGCUCGUAUAUUUUGUGCAGAAAUCCGCUUUCUUUCCGUACAGAUGGGUGCUUAUGCAAUUCGGUGCUUUCAUUAUUCUUUGUGGAGCAACCCAUUUCAUAAAUGUCUGGACUUUCUCUAUGCACACCAAGACCGUUGCUAUAGUUAUGACUGUUGCCAAGGUUUCGUGUGCCGUUGUAUCGUGUGCUACCGCUCUAAUGCUCGUUCACAUUAUCCCUGAUUUGCUAAGCGUCAAGAGCCGGGAGCUGCGUCUGAAGAACAGAGCUGAAGAGCUUGACAGGGAGAUGGGGCUCAUGCUCACUCAGGAAGAAACAGGAAGGCAUGUUAGAAUGCUGACUCAUGAAAUUCGAAGCACAUUGGAUAGGGACACUAUAUUGAAAACUACCCUUGUUGAGUUGGGUAGAACUUUAGGCCUCGAGGAAUGCGCGUUGUGGAUGCCGUCCAGAACCGGUAUGAACCUACAGCUUCAUCACACUCUGAACUACCAGAUACAAGUUGGGUCUACUGUGUCAAUAAACCUUCCUGUGGUCAAUGAAGUCUUCAAUAGUUCUCGAGCAAUUCGUAUACCAUACACCUGCCCACUGGCCAGGAUCAGACCGCUUGUGGGAAGAUAUGUGCCGCCUGAGGUUGUUGCUCUACGGGUACCCUUAUUGAAUCUUUCGAAUGAAAUCAAUGACUGGCCGGAUCUCUCUGCCAAAAGCUACGCAAUCAUGGUAUUGAUUCUACCCACUGAUAGCACCAGAAAAUGGCGAGACCAUGAAUUGGAGCUCGUUGAUGUUGUCGCAGAUCAGGUAGCUGUUGCUCUUUCACAUGCUGCUAUUAUGGAAGAGUCUAUGCGAGCCCGUGCUCAGCUCGUGGAGCAGAACAACGCUUUAGAUUUAGCUCGGAGAGAAGCAGAGAUGGCAAUCCAUGCUCGCAAUGAUUUCCUUGCUGUCAUGAACCAUGAAAUGAGGACACCAAUGCAGGCAAUCAUUGCAUUGUCUUCUCUUCUGUUAGAGACGGAGCUGACUCCGGAACAAAGGCUUAUGCUAGAGACAGUUCUAAAGAGUAGUAACCUUUUGGAAACACUUAUUAAUGAUGUUUUAGAUCUUUCUAGACUAGAUGAUGGCAGUCUAGAAUUAGACAAUGAAAUAUUUAACCUCCAUGGAGUUUUCAGAGAGGUAAUGAAUUUGGUACAGCCCAUCGCAUCUGUGAAGAAGUUGUCUAUGACUUUGAUUCUAGCCCCAGAUUUACCUGUGUGCGCUGUUGGAGAUGAGAACCGGCUUAUGCAAACCAUUCUCAAUGUUGCCAGUAAUGCAGUGAAGUUCACAAAGCAGGGCUAUAUUUCAAUUAUAGUGUCUGUUGCGAAACCAGAAUCUUCAAGAGACUGGCAACCACCGGAGUUUUAUCCAGCGUCAACUGAGGGCCACUUCUACCUACGAGUUCAGGUUAAGGAUUCCGGCUGUGGUGUUCUCCCAGAAGAUAUUCCUCAUGUUUUCACCAAGUUUUCUCAGCCCCGAAAUGGAUCCAAUCGAACAAACGAGGGUGCAGGACUUGGACUUGCCAUUUGCAAACGGUUUGUAAACACCAUGGGAGGUCAUAUUUGGAUUGAAAGCGAGGGUAUCGACAAAGGGAGUAUCGUUGCAUUCAUCGUCAAACUGGGGAUAUGCGACAAUCAUAGUGAUACAACAACGCACCAGGUCCAGAUGCCACCUAAAGGACAAGCAAAUUAUGGAAGCGGAGAUCUCGUUGGACGCAAACCAUCCUUUAGGGAUCGGUUUGGCUCAAGUUCAUCGAAUGCACGUUAUCAAAGAAGUCUUUGAAUGCCAGUGGUCAGAGUCAUCCAUGUUUGCUGCUUGACAGAGACAUUAGCUCAACCUGGGAAUUUUGAUUUAGCUUGUUAAGGUUGGAAGAAAUCUGUAAGUUUCAAAGUUUAGCAAUUAGCACAAUCAUACUUGGAAUGUAACACUGAACGAUGCCGUUUAUAACUGUUAAUCAUCAUC